AUCGAACGAGUUGAAGCAGUGUGAUUUCCGAUACGAAUAAGACUGGCACGAGGCAGUAAAACGGCUUGAUUUUAUUUUCGGAAAGAUUCCAGUGGACUUUGAGUUAGGAAAUCAAAAAAAAAUUGUUUUGACAUUUUGAAAUAUUUGAACUGUGAGUUUAGUGUUGCAGUGAGUGAAAAAAUCGAUUGUGCUGGAUUCCUUGGCAGCAGAAAUGGGUUCAUCAAAGCGGAAGUCUUCCUUUCGAAUAGACGACAUCCUUCACCAACAGGCAGAACAGCAGCAAAUGCUGUUUCAUCAUCAGCAACAGCUGCAGAGCAAUGUUUUGAAGCAACUUAGUGAAGCAUCUCACUCAGCCAGUUCCUCGACGCCGUCAUCGACCUCAACAGAAUAUUACAACGCACAAUCCAAAUCUCCCUCGGAAUCACCUGUUCCGAUUCCGUCCGGACCAACGUCUCCGAAGAAACCCACUGCCCUUUAUCCCAACUUGAUGGACCUGCAAAAGAGCAAUUUUCCACUCCAUCUUCAGUUUGGCAUGCCUGCGUUUAAUCCGGCCCUUAAUCCAGCUGCACUGAACGCGGCUUAUCUGGAACAUUAUGCUAAUGUGUUGCAAAAAGCAUCUCCUCGACUUUUCCCGUUCUACGCGCCACACUACAGCUAUCUCCUCCCACCGUGCGGUUCCAAGCGUAAGGGCGGCCAGGUUCGCUUCACACCCCAGCAGACGCAAAGUCUCGAACGGAGGUUCUCCAACCACAAGUACCUAUCCCCAGAGGAUCGACGCCAUUUGGCUGUCCAGCUGAAGCUCAGUGAUCGACAGGUCAAAACGUGGUUCCAGAACAGGCGCGCAAAAUGGCGUCGGGCCAACAAUGGGACCCAUUCUUCGUCGGAUUCACCCGUUGAUCACCUGGGCACCGAUAGCGUAAAACAUGCAAAUCUGGCUGGUGCCUCAUCAUCAGCAUCCGUUGACGCGGUGAAGAAAUACUCGAAUGAUUAUCACACAACCUCGAAUAACACCAGUCACGCCAUGGAUGCGUACGACUGCAAGAGCUCGGACAAUUUUGAGGGCUCAAGUGAAGACGAAGAAGACAGCAGUUAUGAAGAUGGGGGAGCGUCCCCAAUCAAUGUAAUUUAAUUUAAGUUUUAUCUGUAAUCAAUAAAUUAUUUCGCCUGACACAGACACAAUAA
Molecule: messenger RNA, 1182 nt
Organism: Culex quinquefasciatus (southern house mosquito)
Lineage: Eukaryota; Metazoa; Arthropoda; Insecta; Diptera; Culicidae
Gene: HHEX
Product: hematopoietically-expressed homeobox protein hhex
Exons: 3
Coding region: 212-1129 (305 amino acids)
Biological process (GO): regulation of transcription by RNA polymerase II; cell differentiation
Molecular function (GO): DNA-binding transcription factor activity, RNA polymerase II-specific; RNA polymerase II cis-regulatory region sequence-specific DNA binding
Source: RefSeq, a predicted model, not a curated record